Gambusia affinis (western mosquitofish) is the source of this 2602-nucleotide messenger RNA. RefSeq names its product E3 ubiquitin-protein ligase TRIM11-like. Bases 276 to 1691 code for a protein of 471 amino acids. The record is from RefSeq and is a predicted model, not a curated record. The transcript has 7 exons. Gene Ontology annotation, molecular function: protein binding; zinc ion binding. NCBI's taxonomy places the organism in Eukaryota, Metazoa, Chordata, Actinopteri, Cyprinodontiformes, Poeciliidae.
GUCACGUAGGCUCCGCCCACCAGGAAGUAGAGCUGUGAGUUUCACUCCGCUUUCACUUUCACUCUAAACUUUAACCAAAAAUACCGAUGUAGCCACCCUUUGAUGGCGUGUAAUUAAGGCGUUUUAACGCCGCUUUCAACCUGCGUUUCUGUGCCUGAGUUCACAACUUAUUCUAAACAACCGGAAUAUAGCGGUAAAUAAAUCAACAGCACAGGAGGGUGGUAAUAUCUCUGUAGUUAACUCUCUACUCAUGCUCUGCAGCAGAGGGGUGAAGGAUGGAAGAUGCAGACCAAACCCGGUGGGGGGAACUGCUAAAGUGUCCGGUGUGUCAUGACACCUUCAAGGAUCCCCGCCAGCUGCCCUGUGGACACAGCAUGUGUAUGGACUGUCUGGCAAACCUGCUGGACCACUCCACGGACUCACCUUUCCGCUGCCCGGACUGCAGGGCGGACUUUGGACAGGUCGUCGAGUUACAGAAGAGCUAUGCCCUGGCCAGCAUUGCAGAGGACUUCAGGUUGAUCAAGAAGAGGAGGGAGACGCUGGCUGAAUGUGUCUACUGCGACUGCUGCCCCGAGACAACAACUGCUGCCUUCAAGUCCUGCCUGAAGUGCGAGGUAUCGCUGUGCAGAGAGCACGCGAAGGACCACCUGGAGCUGCCGGCGUUCACCGGACACCCCCUGGUCGAUCCGCUCAGUGACCUGCUGGAGAGGAAGUGCCCGCAGCACCGGGACCAGGUGCUGCGAUAUUACUGCAGCUCGUCCAGGCGCUACGUCUGUAACAUGUGCGCCCUGGAGAGCAAGCAGCUCGGCUCGGCAUCGGACGCCUCCGCCGUCCUGCGACGGCAGCUGACUGACUACAUGGACCAGCACUUUAUAACGCUCCAGCAGCAAAUUAAAGAGUCUAUAGAUGCUGUAAGCAGCCAACAAGAGAAACAGAAAGGAAACCCUCUUGAUCGUCUCAACGGCGUCACGGUGGUCCUGCUCUCUCUGUGGUUCAUCGUUCUCUACUACGCCUACAGCUACUCUGUGGAGAACCAGACACUGGCGGAUGCACUGGAGAGGCAGCAGAGCCGUGUGCAUCACAUUUAUCCCAGCAUUGCAGGACACAUGGCUGAUCAUCCUCUGAAGAGGCUUUCAGGAGAAGACGAAGGAUCUGUCAUGUUGGACCUGGACACCGCCAGUCGUCUCCUUGGACUUUCUGCUGACCUCCUGACAGUGGAGAGAGUCAAAGCGGCGCUGCAUUAUCCCAUCAGCGACGGCCGCUUCGACCAAGCCCCGCAGGUGCUCUCCGCCCCCUGCUUCUCCUCCGGCGCCCACGUCUGGGAGGUGGAGGCCGAGGGCUGCUGGGACAUCGCCGUCUCCUACCGGAGCGUCCCGCGAAGGAGCAGAGACGGCAGCAGCUCAUUCGGAUACAACUCGGAAUCCUGGAGCCUGUCCCACAGCGGGCAGGGCGAGCUGUUCGCCUUCCACGAUGGACACAAAACCGCUCUGUCUGGAUCUUUGCGCAGCAGCAGCAGCAGGAUAGCGGUGGAGGUGAACUUUGAGGAAGGCAGGAUCAGCUUUAGCGCCGUGAGCUCCACCAAGACGCUGCUGCAUGAGUUCCAGGCGGAGCUGACGCAGCCUGUGUGUUUGGGUUUGGGUCUCCAUCACGUCGACCCGCCCAGCAGAGCCUCCAUUGUGAAGGUUUCAUGACGCUUAAUUACAGCGCAGGAAUAAAUAUUUAAAUAGAGGUUUUUGAUUGUAUGAGUAAACUUUUCUGGGUUUUGAUUUUUCACAAUAUGAAUGUUAUGUUUUACGACGGAGGUAAGAAAGUCAAAUUAAAACAAUAUAUUUUUUAAUUUUUUAUGAUGGACCAAGGUUGCUGUUUUUUUUAAGCAUUUCAAAGUUGUUUUGAUAAAGUUGCAAGGUUUUAUUUUGAGAAUAAUCUAAUUCACUUUCUAAUUAAUUCUUUAAAUCACUGAUUUGAUUGAUUUUAUGUUUACAGUAAUGAUGAUGGAGGAUUAGGGCCAUACUAAGAAAAAGUUAAAUAAAAUUACCAGAAUAAAGUCAUAAUUUAACGUUAGUAAAGUUUAAAUAACUUUACUAACAUUAUUCUGGUUGUACCAUUACCAGAAUAAAGUAACAUUACCAAUUUAUUCUCGUAAUAUUUCUUCUCAAAAUGACUUUAUUCUCAUAGUGUUACUUUAUUAUUGUAUCACUUUAUUGUAAUUUUUAACAAAAUACAGAAUACUUGACAAAAAGUCUUUCAAAUUACAGUGAUUUAAAGAAUUCAUAAGACUAUUAGAUUGUUCUGAAAGUAAAAUCUUGUCAUUUUAUCUAAACUUUGAAAAUCCUGUCAUCUGAUAGUGUGUGAUCAGAUUACCAAACAAUUCUUGUGGGAUUUCUGAUAAAUUACUCCUGAUUCCAGCCUUAAGUGUUGGGAUGAAGUCACAGGAAGGAAACACGUUUUUCCCUCCAAAAGGAAUUUUCUGUUUCAGCUCAUCCAGGAAUGACCUCUGACCUUCUGAGAGGCAGUAAUUUGCAAAACUGUCCAAACAACCCCUCUCGACCAUAAACCCACACAAUUAGAACUGCCACACCGCUGAGGGAGUUGAAGUACAGAA